GCGAGUUGAUCUCGUUUCAAACGAUUGACAUGUUAUCUUGCAGACUUUAUUUAAAAUGUGGUUUUGCUUGAUAAUGUCAGGUUUUUUUUGAUACAGGGAAACGAAAGCUGAUUUUACGUCGCUUGUGGCUGGAGUUUUGUGUUGCGUUGUGGCUCUGCAGGCUGGAAGUUUCCGAGGAGAUUUAAGGGAGGUGCGCUGGCGCCGAGGCUGCUUCCCUUUGGCGUUCUCGGUGGAAAUUUAACUCCAGCUUGGGGGAGCUGUCACUGAAACCGAGCGGAUUCCCGGACCGGGAGCGCAAACAGCGGCGGGCGCGGGACUGGCGGGACACCACGGGGAAGAUCGCAACAGCAGAAAAGUUUAUUUCAACCAAGAGUGGGGAGGGAGGGGGGGGGGACUGAGAAAUAACCUCAAGUGACCCUGAAAUUGCAAGGCGAGCAAGGGGUUGAAAUAGCAAGGGAACCACAAAGGAUGGCCAAGGACCACCUGAAACCCCGCUUGUGCCAUAUGAUAAAAGGGGAGAAUGGCUACGGUUUCCACUUGCAUGGGGAGAAGGGUAAAAACGGCCAGUACAUCCGGAAAGUGGAGCCCGGUUCGGCGGCGGAGGCAGCGGGUCUGUGCGCCGGGGACCGGGUAGUCGAAGUCAACGGCGAGAACGUGGAGAAGGAAACACACAGCCAGGUUGUGCAACGGAUCAAGGCACUGGAGAAUGAGACAAGAUUGCUGGUGGUGGAUAAGGAGACAGAUGAAUACCUGCAUAAUGAGCGCGUCACUGGUACAGAGGACUAUGGCCAGAACCUGCCCCCAGAUAAGACCAAGGACAAUGGUGAAGUGUGGAAACAGCAAGUAAUUCUGAGCAGUGAGGAGACUAUAAGAUUAUCCAACAGGUCCAUUGAUAGCAACAAAAAGGAAGUCAAUGGACAAACCAAAGAACUGUGCCCUCGGCUGUGCUGCAUGAAGAAGUGCCAAAAUGGCUAUGGCUUUAACCUUCACAGUGAGAAAGCGAAGCCAGGGCAGUACAUCCGAUCGGUUGAUCCAGACUCCUGCGCCGCUAAAGCUGGCCUGCGGGCUCAGGACAGAGUUGUGGAGGUGAAUGGUGUGAAUAUUGAAGGGAAGAAGCAUAGUGAAGUUGUAGCUUGUAUCAAAGCCUGUGAGGAAGAGGCCAGGCUGUUGGUGGUGGAUCCAGAAACAGAUCAGUACUUCAAGAAACUGGGAAUAACUCCAACUGAAUCACAUCUGAAAGGGCCUUUGCCACAGCCACUGGCAAAUGGAUCUCCACGGACACUGAUGAAAGGAGACCUAGACAAUGAUCCGUUUGCAGAGAGUGGAUUGAAUUUAAGUCCCACAGCGGCUGAAACCAGAGAGAAAAUGCAAGCUAAGCGCAAGAACAAGAGGGCGCCUCCGAUGGACUGGAACAAGAAGCAUGAAAUUUUCAGCAACUUUUAAGCUGAAUGGAUUGUCCCAUUGAACUCUUCAGUUCCCCUGACCUUCAGGCAGAGUUAACAUCUUCACUCCAUUGAUAUUCAUUUCCUCUCCACAUCUGGUGUGGCAGAGGGAAAAAAAAUGCCCGUUAAUAUGAUUAUUAAAAGACUGUGACCAAAGCUUUACCUUUUCUCAUGCCAGCUGCUUAUUUGCUUUGUGCUUAAAGUAUAUCUUAAAUAAGAUUUGUCGUAGCGUAGUUUUAAUCGGGCUAGUGAACAGAAAUUUUUCCACCAGCUUUUUUUUUGUCUUAAUUUUUUUUUACUUGAGCUGAGUUUUGAUACUACAAUCAGCCUUCAUUACAGGACAGAAUAACUGGAUUAUUUAGACAAGAGCCGUAGUUACUUUCUGAAAUAGAAUUUGUCUUUUGUGAAAUCUUGAGUAUGAUUUACUUGUUUGGCCUAAUAACCUACAGGCUACCAAUCCUUUCACUCAAGCACCAUGUCUCAAGUAUUUCCAGAGCUGCCUGGCUAAAAAUGUCUUAGCUUAUCUGGUCUUGUCUUUUUACACUGUCAUGGGUUAGUUUCACCAGCUGGUGGUUGAAAUACAAAGUCUUAUUAGAUCUAAUGGCAAUUACAAAAUGUGAGGUGGGUAAGAGGGGAGGCAAGAACAGGCAUAAUGUUCCUUAUCAUUACAGCCUCAAUGUAAUACAAUGUAUAGAGGAAGCAUUUUACUGCACAUCAGGAAUGGCUUAACUUUUUUGUAUGGUAACUGCUGUUGUAAGCAGCAUUGAAAAUAUUUUAACAUUUUCCCCUCCAUGCAACAUUUUCACCAGAUUUAUACUGAGCGUUUGCUUAGUAACUGAUUACUGAGUUAUUUCAAGCAGUAAAAUUUGGGAGAUAAUAAUGGAGAUUAAAUAUUGGCUUCUCACAUAUUGGCACAUCACUGUUUUUGAGUUGGGGAGAGAGAAGUUGCAUUUAAUGCUGUCACUGGUUAGCUAUUAAUAAACACAUGCUUCACAAUAUAUUUAAACCGACUGAUAGUAUAAAAAUAAGGAGUUUUUAAGUUUUAUUGACAAAGGGUAAUGAUUGUGGCACUAACCAAAAACUGUAACAUUCAGCCAGUAUUCAAUUUGGUCCCUUUUUAAAAAUAUAUUAAUGCAAUCUAUUUAAACAGUGUAUUCAAGGCUUCCUGCAGGUCUGUGCUCUAAUGAGCUGAAGGGAGUUGGGAAAAAUAGGUUGUGAUUGUCAAAGAUGGAUUUCCUGCAUUGAUUGAGAAUUGUAAAGGGUAGUGGGUCAGUACCUUCUGAGAAUGCUUUAGUUUCUGACCAGCUCCUAUUCAUACUAAUUUUCUCUACAUUCCUGUUUAAUAUUUUCCAGUCCUGAAUUCUGAGAGUGAAAUCAUUAACUUUGUCGUUUGCCUGUAUGUUCUAGUUGCAAGACUUUCGCAGCAGUCUGCAAUUCUUGGAUAAUAUUUUUGUUGCUAUCCUCAGCUCUUAACUUUUGCGUCCUGCGACACACAAUGGCUCUCUAUUUCCAAUUAUUUUAAUUAACCUUAUUCACACAAGGCCAAAAUCUAGGUGCCACAUUUUGAAUAGCUUCUACUUAUUCAAGGUUAGAAUAACUAGAAGCAUUGCAUAGGGGGCUAAUGGAGGAGUCUGUAACACUGUUUGGAAUUCACAUGGAUCUUGUAAGUUUUGAACUGAAAAGUGCACGAACUUUCAACAAAUCUUUGACAUAUAAAUCCAGAAAAUGCUGAAAACACUCAGGUCAGGGAGCAUCUGUGGAGAGAGAAAUGGAGUUUACGUUUUAACUCGAUGACUUUUUCACUAGAUCAUUUCAUUCAACCCUGACUAUAGAUUAUUGACCUGAAGCUUUUAACUCUCUCUUUCCAGAGAUGCUGCCUGGCCUACUAGGUGCUUUCCAGCAGUUUUAAAAAAAAUGUUUAUUCCCAGCAUCCAAGGAUUUUUAUGUUGAUAUAAUACUAGUUUGAAAUGCUGGACACAAGAAAGGGCUUGAAAACAGAAGUUUCUAUAAAGGAAGAUGAUUGUGGGCAGGUAGGCAGCAGCAAGAGGUAGAUUGUGUUAAUCAGCGUGACAACCAUCUAUGUGGAUAGGAACUGAAUAAUCUUUGCUUUCUAGCUGAAGACUUUGCAGUCAAUAAUGCAAGAUAAAUAGCUACUUGAAGGAAAGCAUGUAAACAUUUAUAUAAACAGGCAAAUUUCUGAUACCAGUGAUUUGUGCAGUCAUUAUGCCUUGUACUUCUGAGAAUCUAGUUUGAAAAUAUCAUAAGCACAUUUCAGUAACUUGUAUAAUACUCUGUCUUCUGUGUAUACUGUACUGUAUAUUGUUAAUAAAUGUAUUUCAGCAUGACAAA
Molecule: messenger RNA, 3791 nt
Organism: Carcharodon carcharias (great white shark)
Lineage: Eukaryota; Metazoa; Chordata; Chondrichthyes; Lamniformes; Lamnidae
Gene: nherf2
Product: Na(+)/H(+) exchange regulatory cofactor NHE-RF2
Exons: 6
Coding region: 469-1443 (324 amino acids)
Biological process (GO): protein localization to plasma membrane
Cellular component (GO): apical plasma membrane
Molecular function (GO): signaling receptor binding; protein-membrane adaptor activity
Source: RefSeq, a predicted model, not a curated record